Molecule: messenger RNA, 3423 nt
Organism: Zygosaccharomyces rouxii
Lineage: Eukaryota; Fungi; Ascomycota; Saccharomycetes; Saccharomycetales; Saccharomycetaceae
Gene: NEO1
Product: aminophospholipid-translocating P4-type ATPase NEO1
Exons: 1
Coding region: 1-3423 (1140 amino acids)
Biological process (GO): phospholipid translocation; endocytosis; retrograde vesicle-mediated transport, Golgi to endoplasmic reticulum
Cellular component (GO): trans-Golgi network; plasma membrane; endosome
Molecular function (GO): ATP binding; ATP hydrolysis activity; magnesium ion binding
Source: RefSeq, a predicted model, not a curated record
AUGCCGUUGAGUUCACCUCACCGGCUUGCUGCUGAUCUUCAUUCUCCGAAUUUGGGUCUAUCGCAUAAUAAAAGUACGGAUUCUUUUGAUCUACAGUUUGACGAUAAUUUAGACAGGGCAUUAGAAGAUUUACAAGUACGUACAAGUACCCAUUUGGAACGUACCGAUCGCGAAUUGGAAGAAGGUGAAUCUGCGGAAAGUUUUGAAUUGAGAACGAUUAACGAAAACGAUAGGGAUCCCAUGACCAGAUCAUCGGGAACCGGUGGUUCAGGAACUUUAGUUAAUGAUCCUUGGUUGUCAGAUUCUGCCGAAGCAAACGAAGCACCUGCGAUGGCAGGCUCUAACAUAUCGAGGAAUGGGGUUAUGUCAAGGAUUUUAUCACUUUUUCACGUUUCCCCCAGAUAUCGUUCAUUGCCGGCCAUUGAAUUAAAUGAUAAUCAUACUGAAAGAGAAAUUCAUCCUGAUACCACACCAGUUUACGACAGAAACAAAUAUCCAAGUAAUGAAAUUUCGAAUGCAAAAUAUAAUGCCUUUACUUUCCUACCCACAUUACUUUAUGAACAAUUCAGAUUUUUCUUCAAUUUGUACUUCCUAAUAGUGGCCCUUUCGCAAGCGGUUCCGGCUCUAAGGAUUGGAUAUUUAUCAUCAUAUGUGGUUCCCUUAGCAUUUGUGUUGACAGUUACAAUGUCUAAAGAAGCCAUGGACGACAUUCAAAGGAGGAGACGUGAUAAUGAGAUGAAUAGUGAACCAUACCAUGUAAUCAAUAAACAAAAAUUGGUUAAGAGUAAAGAUUUGAAAGUAGGUGAUUUGAUUAGAAUUUCAAAGGGUAACAAGUUACCAGCUGAUGUGGUUUUAUUACAGUCGAGUGAACCUUCAGGUGAAGCAUUCAUCAAGACUGAUCAACUAGAUGGUGAAACUGAUUGGAAAUUAAGAAUAGCAUGUCCCUUGACUCAGAAUUUGUCUCCAGAGGAUCUUUUGAAUAAAAUUAAUAUCACAGCCUCUGCACCUGAAAAAUCUAUUCAUAAGUUUACAGGUAAAGUAAGUUACAAAGAUUCCACUUCUCAUCCAUUGACAGUCGAUAAUACCCUUUGGGCAAAUACUGUUUUAGCAUCUAGUGGUAGUUGUAUUGCUUGUGUGGUUUAUACAGGUACUGACACAAGACAAGCAAUGAAUACGACUACACCAACAGUAAAGACAGGUCUACUAGAACUGGAAAUCAACAGUAUAUCCAAGAUACUGUGUAUCUGUGUUUUUGUGUUAUCAUUUGGGUUAGUGGUGUUCAAGGGUUUCCAUAAUCAUCUGUGGUACGUGGAUAUUAUGAGAUAUUUAAUUCUUUUCUCGAGUAUCAUUCCGGUUUCCUUAAGAGUUAAUUUAGAUUUGGCCAAAUCUGUUUAUGCUUAUCAAAUCCAACAUGAUAGCACUAUCCCAGAAACAGUGGUGAGAACGAGUACCAUUCCUGAAGAUUUGGGUCGUAUCGAAUACCUUUUAAGUGAUAAGACAGGUACUCUAACCCAAAAUGACAUGCAACUGAAGAAAAUUCAUUUAGGCACUGUUUCCUAUACUCCGGAUACUUUGGACAUUGUAUCUGAUUAUGUGCAAUCCCUGAUUUCUUCUAAAAGUGGUUCAGGGCCAACGACUGCAAGACGUGAUAGAAGUACCCGCGUUCGUGAUAUGGUGGUCACUUUGGCUUUAUGUCAUAAUGUUACACCGACUUUUGAAGAUGAUGAAUUAACAUAUCAGGCAGCCUCCCCCGAUGAGAUUGCCAUUGUGAAAUUCACAGAAUCUGUUGGUUUAUCGCUUUUCAAAAGAGAUCGCCAUUCUAUUACGCUGUUGCAUGAGCAUACUGGAAAGACUCUUGAAUACAAAAUAUUACAAAUUUUCCCUUUCAAUUCUGAUAGGAAACGUAUGGGUAUUAUUUUACAUGACGAGCAAAAGGAUGAAUAUUGGUUCUAUGAGAAGGGUGCCGAUACUGUAAUGACCAAGAUUGUGGAAAAGAACGAUUGGUUAGAUGAAGAGACAGGGAACAUGGCCCGUGAAGGUUUGCGUACUUUGGUCAUUGGUCGUAAAAAGCUUACAGAGGAAAGCUAUGAAGAAUUUCAAAAGAAGUAUGAAAGUGCUUCAUUGUCAAUGUUGAACCGUGAUGAACAAAUGUCUAACGUCGUUGGAGAAUAUUUAGAAGAAGAUCUGGAACUUUUAGGUUUGACUGGUGUUGAGGAUAAAUUGCAAAAAGAUGUGAAGGCCUCCAUAGAGUUACUCAGAAACGCAGGUAUAAAGAUUUGGAUGCUGACAGGUGAUAAAGUGGAAACCGCACGUUGUGUUUCUAUCAGUGCCAAAUUGAUCUCUAGGGGUCAAUAUGUCCAUACUAUUACCAAACUGGAUAAACCGGAGGGUGCUCUUGGUCAACUGGAAUAUCUCAGAUUAAACACUAAUUCAUGUUUAAUCAUUGAUGGUGAAUCGCUCUCUGUUUUCUUGUCUUACUACAGGGAAGAGUUCUUCGAAGUCGUAUCCCGUUUACCUACCACGAUUGCCUGUAGAUGUACUCCACAGCAGAAGGCAGACGUCGCUCUAGUCAUUCGUGAACUAACUGGAAAGCGUGUUUGUUGCAUUGGUGAUGGUGGUAAUGAUGUUAGUAUGAUUCAAUGUGCAGAUGUCGGUGUUGGUCUGGUUGGUAAAGAAGGUAAACAGGCAUCACUUGCUGCUGACUUUUCUACCACUCAAUUCUGUCACUUGACUGAACUGCUUCUAUGGCACGGUAGGAAUUCCUACAAGAGAUCUGCCAAAUUGGCGCAGUUUAUCAUGCACAGAGGCUUAUUGAUUUCAGUCUGUCAAGCAGUAUAUUCAGUCAGUUCUGGUUUUGAACCGAUUGCUCUUUUCACUGGUUGGUUAAUGGUUGGUUAUGCUACCUGUUACACAAUGGCCCCUGUCUUCUCUUUGACCUUGGAUCAUGACAUAGAUGAAUCUUUGACCAAGACUUAUCCAGAACUUUACAAAGAUUUAACGGAGGGCAAGAGUCUCUCAUAUAAGACAUUUUUCGUAUGGGUUGCACUAUCAGUUUAUCAAGGGUGCAUUAUACAGGGUUCCUCUCAAGGUUUUACAAGUUUGAAUGAAAUUGACUUUUUGAAGAUGGUAGCCAUUGGAUUCACGGCUUUAAUUAUAAAUGAAUUGAUCAUGGUUGCCCUCGAAAUUUACACGUGGAAUAAGACCAUGCUGUUGUCAGAAAUCUUAACACUAAUACUAUUCGUGGUUUCCGUUCCUUUCUUGGGAGAAUACUUCGACAUGAAUUACAUGACAAAUCCAAUUUAUUUUGGACAGGUGGUAUUCAUUCUAGCCAUGUCAAUUUUCCCAGUAUGGGCUGCUAAGGCUAUUCAUAGGAGGCUGAAUCCACCAAGUUAUGCAAAAGUUCAAGAGUUCUCGAUUGUCUAG